AUGGCAUCCAACGACACUUGCCAAGUUUCCUUCAAGACCCUCCACCCCACUAUUGGCGCAGAGUGCCAUGGAAUCGAUUUCUCCAGGCCUCUACCUGAAGAUGAGAUCCAGAUCAUCCGCGAUGGCAUGGCCAAGUAUGGUGUUCUCGUGUUCCGUGGAGCCCAGCUAGACGAUGCACGUCAUGUCGCAUUCGCCCGCCAACUUGGCGAGCUCGACUCGUCCACCGUCUUUGUUGCGCCUGGCAAGAAAUACCGACUCGAUCCCUUCGUCGAGCUCACAGAUGUAUCCAACAUCGAAGACGACGGCUCGAUUCUUCAGAAAGACAGCUUGAAGUAUCAGCUUGGUCAGGGAAACAAUCUUUUCCACGUUGAUUGCUCUUACAAUAACCGCCGAGUGGGACUUUCCAUUCUCCGCGCUCACCAAUUGCCUCCUAAGGGAACUGGUGGUGGUACCGCAUUUGCCGAUACCAGGACUGCAUAUGAUGAUCUCGAUGCGGAGACGAAGGAUAAGAUCAAGGAUUAUGUCCUUUGGCAUUCUAUCUGGCAUAGUCGUCGCCUCGCGGCACCAGACUGUGAUUUCCUAAAGUAUAUGCCUGCGGAGAAGAACUCGAUGGCUCGCCACAAGCUUGUGCAGCUGCACGAGGCUAGUGGGAGAAUGAAUUUGUACAUUGCUGCUCAUGGACACCACUUCGACGGAUGGACGAAGGAAGAUAGCCAGCCAGUUAUCCAGGCUUUGCUUGACCAUGCUACCCAGGAUAAGUACACUUUCACAAUUGAGUGGGAGAAUGAUGGCGAUAUUGUCAUUUGGGACAACACCUGCGUUAUGCACAAAGCGGCUGGAGGCUCUUUCGCUGGCAAGUAUGUCCGUGAUAUGAGACGUGCAACCCUUCUUGACUCCUCAUCCACUGCCUGGGGCUUGAACCCACAGAAGGAAGAAUCGAAAGAAGACCUCAUGUCGGACUUUGUUAAGGGAUACAUAAGUGCAAAGAAGGCUGCGGCGAUUGCCGCCGCGACGGCCGCGGCUACUCAGAACGUAGUCCCCGAGAAGAAGGAGGCUAUUGCUGCUUAG
Penicillium pulvis is the source of this 1068-nucleotide messenger RNA. RefSeq names its product TauD/TfdA dioxygenase family protein. The transcript has 2 exons. Lineage: Eukaryota; Fungi; Ascomycota; Eurotiomycetes; Eurotiales; Aspergillaceae. Bases 1 to 1068 code for a protein of 355 amino acids. The record is from RefSeq and is a predicted model, not a curated record. Gene Ontology annotation, molecular function: oxidoreductase activity.